GAUAGAUGCGCCUAAGAUAACAUCUCCUUUCACUGUUUCUUGCCCAGACGACUCUUGGCAGUCAAUCUCGAGGGACGAAUGGCAGCAACGUCCGGGGUUAGAAUCUGCUUGUUGAUCGUCCUUCUACUUCUAGAGGUUAUCUUCGCGAUUCAGCUACAGGUCAGUGAAGGGAAGACGGAUCUUCAACUAAAAGUUAACAGUAGGAUCCUUCAGGAAUCCGUUAUUGAAUUAAUUAAUGAUAAUGCUCAAGCCGGAUGGAAAGCUGCUAUGAACCCUCGAUUUACCAACUAUACUGUUGGCCAAUUUAUGCACCUUCUUGGAGUUAAACCGAUCCCAGAUGGUGAUUUGAAGGGAAUUCCUGUUGUUACUCACAGAAAAGGUCUGAAGUUGCCAAAAAAGUUUGAUGCACGAACAGUUUGGCCCCAAUGCAGCACAAUCGGGAAAAUUCUUGAUCAGGGACAUUGUGGUUCUUGUUGGGCUUUUGGUGCUGUUGAGGCUCUGUCUGAUCGCUUCUGCAUUCACUUUGGCAUGAAUAUCUCUCUCUCAGUCAAUGAUCUUUUAGCAUGCUGCGGCUUUAUGUGUGGUGAUGGUUGUGAUGGAGGCUAUCCCAUAUCAGCAUGGCGAUACUUUGUCCAUACUGGUGUUGUGACUGAAGAGUGUGAUCCUUACUUUGAUAAUAUUGGAUGCUUCCACCCGGGUUGUGAGCCUGUAUACCCCACCCCUGUGUGCGAGAAGAGAUGCAAAAAAGGAAACAUGCUCUGGGAAGAGUCAAAGCACUUUGGUGUCGAUGCAUAUAGGAUUAGUUCGGAUCCCUAUAGUAUAAUGGCAGAAAUUUUCAUGAAUGGACCAGUUGAGGUUUCUUUCACUGUCUACGAGGAUUUUGCUCAUUACAAGUCAGGAGUUUACAAGCACAUAACAGGCGAUAAGAUGGGAGGUCAUGCUGUUAAGCUAAUAGGUUGGGGAACUAAUGAUGAUGGGCAGGACUACUGGCUUUUAGCAAAUCAGUGGAACAGAAGCUGGGGUGAUGAUGGAUACUUCAUGAUCAGAAGAGGAACAAAUGAGUGUGGCAUUGAAGUAGGUGCUGUGGCAGGAUUACCUUCGACAAGAAACUUGAUCAUUGAGCAUGGCCAUGUGGAUGUAUCACGUGAUGCCUCAGUUUGAGACCAAGGAUCACUAGGACACUUGAUUUGAUAUAUGGCAAAAUGGACAUGGAUGUUGUGUUGUUCUAGGACUUUGUGUUAAAUGCUGCAUUGUUCUAGGAAUUUGUGUUAAAGGCCGAAAGAAUAACGAGCAUGCUCUACUGUUGGGGUUUGAUGAGCAUCAGUUGCAUUGUUUCUUUGUUAGGAACUGUUAUAACAUUGUCCAGAUAUAGUUAUGAUGGAAAAGGUUGUCUUCUCUCUUU
Molecule: messenger RNA, 1402 nt
Organism: Sesamum indicum (sesame)
Lineage: Eukaryota; Viridiplantae; Streptophyta; Magnoliopsida; Lamiales; Pedaliaceae
Source: RefSeq, a predicted model, not a curated record